Messenger RNA from Lucilia sericata (common green bottle fly), 1539 nucleotides. RefSeq lists its product as uncharacterized. The transcript has 5 exons. The record is from RefSeq and is a predicted model, not a curated record. Lineage: Eukaryota; Metazoa; Arthropoda; Insecta; Diptera; Calliphoridae. The coding region runs from base 1 to 1539 and encodes 512 amino acids.
AUGUGGCUACAGUUGGUGCUUUAUGUGAUAUUUCUUAAACCAAUACAAAGUGAACAAAUAUUAAAAACCCACAAAUUUGCAAUAGAAUCCGAAAUAUUUGAAUUAAUCCAUACCACCGAACAGCAGAAUGAUAUACAAACUAUAUUAAUUAAAUAUGAAGAAUCAGUGAAAAAUUGUGGUGAUCUGGAUUUGUAUAUAAAAUAUUUGAAUGCUACACUGAUAAUAGAAAAUCUACUUAAAUCAUGGUCUCUCAAAGACUCUUUAAAUACAAAUCUUAUGUGUGUUGUUUGUUUAAAGAAACUGACGUCUGAUUUUGCUAUAGAAUUGGCUCCCUAUUUUAAAAGUCUUAUAAGUAUACGUGAAACUAAAAUGUUGAUCUAUAUGCAUCACAAUGAAAGUGGAAACUAUACACCAUUUCCGAAUUUUACUUUAGAAAUGCGGCAACAUAAGGAGGGGGAUUUACUAUAUACCAAUCGUGUUAAAGACUUAAAGGGUCACGUUUUUCUUACACUGCCCGAUCAAGUAGUACCACGUACUUUUUUGACUGUAAAUAAAAAUGGUAAAGUGAAAAUUUCCGGUUAUGUGGGUCAUUUUAUUCAUCUGCUGGCAGAAUAUUUAAAUGCUACCUUGAAGUUUCCAUUUCCCGUUAAAAAGGGAGAUGUUUUAUUUUAUGGCUAUUUGGAGACCUUAACCAGAAACUAUACCAUUGAUUUACCCGGCACAUUAGUACCAGUGAUUAAUGCUCAGCAGAUGAUUUAUUACUCUUAUCCAUUUGAAGUUAUGAAUGCUUGUCUUAUGAUACCGAAGGCUAAAUAUAUGCCUCUCAAGGAAGUAAGACAUAGAAGAGGUGUUGUCAAACAUUAUGUCAAAUUCUCCGAUUACAUACUCAACGAUGUCGCUCUUAGAGGGAUUUUGGGUCAACCGUUUAAAGUGUGGCUAAAGGCGGGUCUAUAUCUUAGUCUUAUUUACAAUGCAUUUCUACAAACCUUUUCCACUCAACCUUUUAAGGAGAAACAAUUAAAAACUUUUACGGAUUUGUAUGAGAAUAAUAUUUAUACCUUAUUAUCCGAUCGAGAAGUGUCAUAUUUUAGUGGCGCAAAUAAAAAUUUUAAAUUAUUACAUCGCAUUACCAACUAUGAGGAAUACAACAAAAUGAGAAAUCGUCUGAACACUUCUUAUGCUUAUCCCACCAUAGGCAUACACUGGAAUUCUCUCUUCAGCCAUCAGCAGAAUAUUUUAAAAAAUAAACUUUUUAUAUUUUCCGAAGACGCCUGCAUGUUCCAUACUAAUGUCUUAAGUUUUCCCUUGGCAGAGAAUUCUAUCUAUCGUACACCAGUCCACAAUUUAAUCAUGAUUGCUAGGGACUUUGGGUUGAUUAAUCGUUGGUUGACUAUCAACUUUCCCGAUGACUUGGCAAAAGAUAAAUUGCCCUCGAUGCUUGAUUGGAGUGGCAAGGUGCCAGGUGAAAGACCUCUAAAAUUGCAAGAUUUUGAAUUGCUGGUGGGAGGUAGGCGUGGCAUUGGAACGAUUAUUACAUAA